Impatiens glandulifera is the source of this 615-nucleotide messenger RNA. RefSeq names its product protein HYPER-SENSITIVITY-RELATED 4-like. The transcript has 2 exons. NCBI's taxonomy places the organism in Eukaryota, Viridiplantae, Streptophyta, Magnoliopsida, Ericales, Balsaminaceae. The coding region runs from base 1 to 615 and encodes 204 amino acids. Gene Ontology annotation, molecular function: ATP hydrolysis activity; ATP binding. The record is from RefSeq and is a predicted model, not a curated record.
AUGUCAGAUGUGUGGAUACCAGUUCAUCUUGAUCAUCCAUCGAACUUUGAUACAUUGGUUAUGGAUUUGGAAAUGAAGAAGAUGGUCAUGAAUGAUCUGGAUUACAAGAAAGUUGGUAAGGCUUGGAAGAGAGUUUAUCUUCUUGACGGACCACCUGGAACCGGGAAAUCGAGUUUAAUUGCUGCAAUGGAGAAUCAUUUGAAAUUUGACGUAUAUGAUUUGGAAUUGACACCGUUGGAUAACAAUACCGAUCUGGUCGGAGAGCAGCCGUCGAAUUCCCCUCCAUCAUCCGGAGAGUCAAAUGAAAAUGAAAACAAAUAUAAGGUAACAUUGUCUGGCUUCCUAAAUUUUGUGGACGGGUUAUGGUCAGGUUGUGGUGACAAGCGAAUCAUAAUUUUCACCAUGAAUCACAAAGAGAAACUCGACCCUGCAUUGUUACGCCCGGGUCGUAUGGACAUGAACAUCCACAUGUCUUAUUGUACUCUGAGCGGGUUCAGAUUGCUAGUUCAUAAAUAUAUUGACGUCAAUGAUCACAACUCACUCGAGGAAAUUGAAGAGCUGAUUGAAUCGGUUGAGGUGACUCCAGCUAAGGUGCCAGGGAAAAUGAUGAGGUGA